CGUACGCGUGUUCGUAGAUGAGCACCACGGGAGGCGGCGGCAGCGGGAAAGGGAAAAAAAAGCAACCCGGUCCGGACGGGGAGGGCGACGGGCUUCGACUUCGGAUGCUUAGUCACGUUUUCGCCGUGACCGGAGAGGCGAAGGAUGGCGCGUGCGGAGGAGCAACACUGAGCGGGUCGGCGGGAGGAGAUCGGGGACAGGAGGAGCUGAGGGGAGGCGGGGGAGGAGGAGGAGGAGGGGGGUAACGUUAAAUCUGGAUUAGACGAUGCUCCUUUGCUGCAGGCCCCGCCAUCGUGAAACUGGAUCCCGGAUUGCGGCGGAUGGGGUGACGGAGCUCGCUGCUCCGCCGCGGAGGUCCCUGCCUUCGGACGCCACCGGGGCGGGAGCCGCCUGCGCCCGCUUCUGAGGAAGGGAAGGAGCGCCAAGAGGGGGAGAAAAUGCAGACGGAGGAGGAGACGGCCACCGCACAAGAGCCCAUUUUGGAGGAAGGGUCAGGACGAGAGCAGCAACGGCCGGUCCAGCAGUCUCUGGCCUCCUCCCUGUGUCGGGAGUCCCAUUGGAAGUGCCUCCUCCUGACCCUCCUCAUGUACGGCUGCUUCGCCACGCUCGCCUGGUGCGCUCUCUGUCGCGUACCCGUCCUCGGCUCCUCCUCCUCCUCCUCCGUGCCUCUCGGCGCCGCCGCCGACGCCACCUCAGCGGCCUACUACAACGACAUCCUCCACCUGGAGAGCCCGUGCUCCAGCGGCUACGUCUACAUCCCCCUGGCCUUCCUGGCGAUGCUGUACGUGGUGUACCUGGUGGAGUGCUGGCACUGCUUCUCCAAGACGGCAAUGUUGGCACAUGCUGAAUUCCAGGAAGUGUACGAGCGUGUGCAGAGGCUUCAGCAGGCCACGCCCUGCAUUUGGUGGAAGGCCAUCAGCUAUCACUACGUGAGGAGGACCAGACAAGUGACGAGAUACCGCAACGGAGACGCAUACACCACCACACAGGUCUACCACGAGCGGGUGAACACCCACGCCUCCAGUUCGGAGUUUGACUACGGUCGCUACGGCGUCAAAGACGUGUCGAAGGAGCUGCUGGACCUGAAACGGCACCCUGCCGUUCGCCUCCGUUUCACCAAGUGUUUCAGCUUCUCAAGUGCACGCGCGGAAGCUGCUUACCUCACCCAGCGAGCGCGCUUCUUCGGGGAGAACGAGGGACUCGACGACUACAUGGAGGCCAGGGAGGGGAUGCACCUGAAGAACGUGGACUUCCGUGAACACAUCCUGGCGUUCCCGGACCCCGCUCACCAGCCCUGGUUCUCCCGCCACAGGGUGUUCUGGCUGGCUUCUGCCUUCCUCCUGUCGUGGCCGCUGCGGGUGGUCUCGGAACACCGCACGGCGUACGUACACUACCACGUGGAGAAGCUGUUCGGGGAGGACGAGGACGGCGGCGGCGGCGGAGGAGGAGGAGGAGGAGGGGGAGGAGGAGGGCCAGGUGGCGGGGUCAGGGGGGAAGGCGUUGAGCGAGGGACUGAGAAUGGAACCCACCCAGGACUGGGCCUGAGCGGGACCAGUUACAGGGCCAUCUCCCGGGUCAACACGGUGGACAUGACCGAGCUGGAGUGGCACAUUCGCUGCAACCAGCAGAUGGUCCCGAGCUACUCCGAGGCCCUCCUCAUGGACCUGGACGUGAGUGGGGGCACGAACCCCACCGCCUCCACGCCCAUCUCCGGGCCGAUAAGCUCCACCCCCAGCCAGGGGAACAACCCGCCCCCUCUCGCCCUGCCCGUUGUGUUCAACUCGGCGUACCUCCUCCAGAGCUGCCCCCGAUGCCGGAGGACCACGUCGAGCUCCAGUCUUCCCUCCAGGCUACGGGCCCCCAUGGGAACCACGGCCCUCCUGAACGCUACCGUGGCAGGAAUCAGGGCAGCGGGACAAGGAGGGGGGGCCAUCGGGGGAAGGCUGGUGCUCAGUCGCAGUGGCUUCUCUCUCGGUAGACUUGGAGGAGGGCGCCAGAACAGCCUGUUUCAUUCAAGAAGCAUGGCAGGGGGGCUGGGAGGGAGUAGGGAAGAUGGAGGUGCCGGGGGAGGAGGAGGGGGCGGUGGCGGAGGAGGAUUUCUCGGUUUGGGCUCGAGACAGGACAACGAGGAGACAAGGGGAGUGCUCGAGGGAGAAGGCGAUGAUGAUGAAGAAGAGGAGGAGCAGCAGCAGCAGCAGCAGCAGCAGGAGGAGGAGGAGGUAAGGAGACGGGAACAGGGAAGAGGAGGCCGAGAGAGGGAUGAAGAAGCAGAGCAAGGCGGCGGAGGGGGCGGCGAGGUGAGGGAGGCCGACGGCGCAGGGAGGGAGCGUCCGCCGUCUUACCAAGACGCGUUCUUCUUCCCCGUCCUCAUCAUACACGGAGAGGAGAGCUGCCACGCCGGAGACGACAUGUGACGAGAUCAGCGGCGCCGGGAUGAAACGGGAGAGCGAAUGAGAUGAGAGGAGAUUCAGGUUGAAAGGGAAGCAGUUGCUCGACGGCCCAACCAGCCGCGGGAAGAAGAAAAGGGAGUCAGUCAGGGCAAAAGGCACAAAAAGAGCUCUGAGGACGGGAGUGAAUACUGUCAAAAAGCCCCAACGAACAGAUCCGAGUCCAUAAAAAUCCUCAAAACUAGACGUCGGUACACAGAGACAGUGAGAAAGACAAAGGGGACCGAUCGGAUGCUGAGGAGGAACGGAGAUGGAGACACCGGGAAUGUCUAUUUCCAGAUUUAUCUAUGCAAGAGCAGGAGCGAGCGAGCGAGCAGUAACAAGUCUAAAGAUAGCAGACUGGGGAGCAGUGGAGAGUCCAAACAAGCGGAGUGGUAGUGUUUUGGGGGUUUUUUAUAGAAAGAAACCGAGUUGGAAGCAGAGGAUGCUGGUUUUUCAGCUCUGGUUUUGACAAAAAUCUAAAUUGAGGACAAAAAAUAUGACACGUUAAAAAGACGAAGGGAGAGUUUCCCGAUUUUACAGAUCGGAUCACAAAGGGUUCCAAAAGGCAAUGUAGGGAAGUAGAGCAAUGCACACAAAGACGUGCUUUUGGCAAGGUGAAUGUCAAACACAGACAAAGUCCAAGAAUAUCGGAGCACAGCACAGAAACACAAAACAGACCAUGACGCACCGGAAUAAACUCCAUUCGACCGAUAAUUUAUGUAGAAAACAAAACAGUUGAUAAAAUGAUGAACUCAAGAGGAGGAGACGACGACCAUAAGACUGUGAGCAGUAACCCUGACCCUGAAUCUAAUCAGGCAAGAAACAUUUCAGAUAGUUCCCCACAGGUCCCAGUGACGCGUGUUGUCUCACGGCGUCAAAGAGCCACCUUCCCGGCGUUUAACCAGCAACCGCGACGGUGGAACCAAAAAGGGUAUCCAUUGAUUUCCUUCCUUCCCCUCCAUUCCCACCAUUAGCUUCCACACCACUCUCUUCAUCCGUUACUGGUACGGGGUUGAUAGAAAAAAAGGCUCAGAUGAAGGCUUCCUCUUCCUCUCUGCUCCCGCCCCCCCCCUCCUCCAUUUGCUCACCUCUUCUGUUCUUCUCCCCCCUCUCUCACGUCCCUCUACCCGGAGCACAGGUGUAAUUCUGAGCGGCACCUCGUUUUAUUAUUUUCAAAGCGCUACUCGUUGGACUCAACAUCUUUGCAACGUGCACUUUGUGUGUUUAGAAGUGGGAGGGGGGUGGAACAGAAAUAGAUUGUCGGCAUCCCUCGUUAACUUCUCCCUCUUUUCUCCCACUCCUCCCCUUUUCCUUUCAUAUGUAUUUUUUUUAAGUGGCGGUUAUGCGAUACGCCUCUCUCUGCUACUCGGAUCCGAUUUCACCUCCGCUCAUUCCCCGAAGCGCAUCUCCUCUGGCCGGAGGUUUCUCCUCCAGGGCCACGUUGUGUUAAUCCCAUAUAAAGUGUGUUUUAUGACCACCUCGCUAUGCCGAAUGUUGUCAGAGACACCGAGUGAAAGAGACCGUGAAUCCGAUUAGACGCGUAGACGUGACAUGCCUUAUUUAAAGAUUGCGAUUUUCACACAAAGUAGUCAUGAGUUGAGCUAAUUUCCUCCAGUUAUGCCCGUGUAGUCCGUGUGCUCUAGUUGUAAACGUUUGUACCCAAAGAUAGGCUUGCACAAUGCAAAGAAAAAAAAGUAUCAAUAAACUAUAUAUAUCACAAUACUGGAUGUGUUUAGGCAUGAAAUAAAACCACCUCUAUCUCAUUUACGUCCAUAAUGUGGGACUGCAUGGGAAGUUGAGCUACCCUCCUAAUGGAAAAAAGCAAAACCACACACACACGCACACGCAAGAUAAAUCAGUGUCCGUGUGGCAAAAAUGAUCAGACAGCCUAAAUGUAGAUUUAAACACAUGUAGAGGCCAGAGUCCUCGGGGGAUGUUUUUGGUGGAGGGUGAGACAUCGACGACUCAAGCGUCAGUGCGUAUUUAUAUUUCACGAAGCACAGUUAACAGCAGGCGGCCGUCUACUCCGGGCCUCCUCCCUCCUCCUCCAUCUCCAUCCGCUCCGCCCCGGACACCACACCGGGGGGAAAAAAGCACACUCACCGAAUGUGGUCGGAGGGAAAUGUCUCUCCCGCGAAGAGCAUCCUUAAAAGCAAAGGACGGAGAGGAGAUCCACAUGUUGACGAAGGAACACACAGAUGUGGAUAAUGGAACGACGUCAUCCAGCCCGGAUUCAGCCAGGGGGGGCGGCGGGGGGGUUUGGUGCACGGGACACACGUGCACACACACGCACAGACUCAUGGAUCGUGACUAUCUUUGGGCGACCAGCUUAAGGAAGUGUUUAAUAGAAGGAAGCUGACGGAGGAGAUAAAAGCAACAAGGACAAGUGUUUCUAUGCGACGGGGGAACUGGAUCCGGCAAAGAAAAGGGAAGAAAAUGUGACAUUGAAAAGACAAUUAUUUUUUACAGCUAUUUGUCAUUAUCUCAGACUCGUGGAUAAAGUUGUCUCCGUUGACGUCUCCUUCACAAAACGAAGCACCGGCCACAGUUCAUUCGGUCGUGCCGCUUUCACACAUUUUUAAUCGCUGUUUGUUUGUAUUGUAUCUUCUUUUGUAUGUUCUUUCUUUGCUCUUAUCGCCAGUCUGCAGCUCGGAUUUGAACUCACGUGUAGUGAGCUCCAAUUUGAAAUGUGAUUGCUUUUACAUGUCUGAACUUCAAUUUGUUAUUUGCUACUUUUACAUCAUCUGCAUACUUGAGUAAACACUAUUUCAGUUUGUUUAAGUAACGUCUAAAAUUCAAAUGGUUUUGUAAGCUUGAAAAAUGUGAUGAACCCAGUUUGACUUAUUAGUUUAUUAUUAUUAUUUAUUUAUUUCAAGCAGAGGCUAAUCUUGCUCAUAUGUGACGUCAAUAGAUAUUUAACACUGUGUUUUAUUAUCUCGGAGUGUGUCAAAGGUGUGUCCUCAGCCGCCAAGGGAACUUUGUGCUCAUGAUGUCUUACACAAACACUCAUGCGCGCUUGCAUGCUCAGCCAUUAUAACAGUUUAUAUUAGACUAGACAUUAAUCCAAUGCCCAUAGUAGCCCCUAGCAUACAGUCUUAACACACGCACACGCACACACACACACACUGAAAGCAUGGAGCAUUCCUGUUACGUUGCCUUUGUGUCCGACAUUGCCAACUUUUCUGCUCAGGAUUUCAGUUUUGCGCUGCAUUCCUGUCAACACAAGCUGUCUUUCACACAUAACGUCAAUCAUGCCAAAGCUAUAAAAAAAAAAAAAAAAUGCCUGAGCUUACACACAUGCACAUAGACGACGGCAGCUGGGACAAGUGGUCCGUACUACGAUCAUGUGAUCUGUGUGCUGGAGGAGGAGGGGGAUUAAAACAGUGCAGCAAAAGCAGUGCUAAACAGUGCUGCUAAACAGUGAAGGAAACCGGCCCGUUCCACAUCUGCACACAGCCGGUCGGCGAUGACAUCACCGACGGAGGCCUGGGCCGAGGUGCUGCAGACCCCCCAGCGAGCCGUGCGGUUCUAUGUGAUUGUGCAUCUGUCGUCACUGAUCAAGAUGAUUUCCCUUUGACUGUGACUGAAUGUCUUUGCAAAGCAAUAUUCGCCCUUUACUCCUGCUUGGUGGCCGCACUUGUAGAUGUUGCUGAGCAGCUUUCCGAUCUUAUAACCAGGAGCAACGGGAGCUUCUGACGUUAAAAUGGCAGCACUGUUUGAUAGAGACUCAUUAUCCGGCUGUGUGACCCGAACCGCAAAUUGAUAAAGAAAACGGCGUUUGGUUUGUGAUCAACAUUUGCUAUUUUGAGAGAGAAAAAAAGGCCACUCUAAAAUACCCAUCUGUCCUAUUGUGCCCGCAGGCAGCUUCUAUGUCUUUAUUGAACACGUAGCUCUGCUCUCGUUUCCCACAUUUGUAUCGACAUCAUCACCUGACUAUCUUAUAAAAUGCUUAUAGCAAUUACGACCGAUGUAUUGUUGUCAAUACUGUUACUGUUUUCAUACCGAGUUUGUCAACACUGUAAAAAAAAAAAACGUGGUUUAGUGUCUGUUUGACGUGAAAUCACGUGGUUUUCCUGCCGUGUUUUUCCAGUUUGGGAUGCUCAGAUAAGAUCCGAUAUCAGGUAGCAAAGGCUGAGAAUUGCAUCUUCCUAUACGGCGUCAGUAGGAGCUCUUCUGAGUCGAAGCCAAUCCAUUCGUGUCGGUAUGAUUUGCCCUUUCCGAUGUUCACUGUCUGGGUCAGGACUGAUUGGAUGAUUGAGCGUCACAUUAGUGGUUAGUGUUCGGGAUGCAACCAAUCAAUUAACACCUUAAAUACGUGCCGUGUCACCUCCAUUGUUGAGGAUCUCCAUUAGACAAAUAAUAUAUAUUUUUUCAAAACCUACAGUCAUGGUCAAACCCCUCCAGUGAUUAAUCACCUCACGCGGCGCUUCCGGAAGCUCCCCCCCCCCCCCUGCUAAAUAUUGAAUGCCGCUGGAUCACGUGUGAGCUGUUACCACGGUGUAGUUGUAAUGUACAUGCAGCCUCUAUGGAGUUCAAACAAUAAUGUGCACACGCAACGCGGCGUUGUCUUACACUCGGAAGCGGGGCCUUCCGUUCCAGCAAAAUGUCUGAGCUAAUUCAUGUGUAACUGGAAAACGACACUGUCAAUAUCACACCAGAUUAUAGCUGUUGUCGCUGGGCUAUUUAAGACAGUGUAAUUUAUUUCAUUUGACGCUGAAGCUAAUGGAGCUGGUGGCAAUAACGCUGUCCACUGGAUGCGGUCAGGUGAUUUUGGUGAGAAUGAAUUAACAGACACACAAUAAAGUCAAUCUGCUUGGUAUAUCA
Molecule: messenger RNA, 7253 nt
Organism: Gasterosteus aculeatus aculeatus (three-spined stickleback)
Lineage: Eukaryota; Metazoa; Chordata; Actinopteri; Perciformes; Gasterosteidae
Product: transmembrane protein 151A
Source: RefSeq, a predicted model, not a curated record